AUCCUCGGUCCGCGAGAAGCCUUCUCGCUGCCCCUUCCCCAAGUCCCACCUGGUUAUCGCGGCUCCAGCUGCUCGGGAACGAGAGUACGUGUACGGUGCACGUCGAAUGCGAAGAGGCAAUCAGUCCCCGUCGAGCUGUUGCCGCGUCGCGACUUCAAAAGGCACACGUCUUGAUGUGUAUGCGCGAACGGAUGAUUCACGAUACCGAUGAGUAAUACAAUUUAAGAUGAUUAUGAUGCGGUCCAAUCCAACGACGAAACUAGGCGGCAAACCGCCACCGCCCGUGCCGCCCAGGCCGAGCAAGAGUUUGGUGCAGGAGGCCCUGGCCAAGACCCGGAAGGUGUCAGCUUCGCCAGCUAGGCCGGCGCCGCAACCCCCGAACAACGACCUGGCCAAGUCCAAGUCCAGUGUCAAUAUCGUACUGAAAAAGCCCAGCUACGAUCGGUCCAUUUCCGAGGAAAUUAAAGCUAGCUCCCGACCUAUUGUUUAUAUGUCGUCCAAUGUGAAAACGGUGAACAAGAUAAAUCAAGAGGACAGUGUGAAAAUGGUUGAGUGUGUUAACGACAAGAUCGGUUUCUUCAAGAAAAUCGAAAGUGAUGAAUGUAAGUUAAUCGAGAAGUGUGAUACCAAGUCGACGGAAAAGGAUUCGAAAACAGACAGCAUGCCUUCCAGUGCCAGCAGUAGUAAGAGUAACAGUCUCGAUAAGAAAUGGGAUAAAAUGUUGAACGACAGAAACCACGUGAACACUCUUAUCGACGAAAUGUUCGCCAGUGUCCUGGAAGUCUCAGGCAUUGAUGACAGUGAUGAACUCAAAACCGAAGUCACUGUGAAUGACAAUGAAACCACCCAGAUCACCAUCAAUAACAACGUCAAAGAAGAAGUAAGCAAAGUCGAUCCUUUACCGAAAACAGUAAUCAUAAUCAAGGACGAGACGACCAAAAACGAUGUCAAAGACACCGACAAAACUGAUAUCAGGACGGUCUCACCCAAAAAGGAGAAGCACGAGAUCAACGACAUAUCAAAUCACGAACUCCUCAUAACGGAACUUCAAAACAUGAAAUUGGACCAGGAAAGAAUAAUGAAGAGGCAACGCAAACCCUCAUUGACACUGUACGACAAAACGCCAGAAAGUAAAUCACCAGAAAACGAAAUCUCCAAAAUACAAUGCUCGGAUUGGGUCGAAUUGGGCGAUGGAGGCGAGGAAGUACGCCUGUCGAGCUGCCAGAUAACCAUUGAAGAUUUAAAAAACAUUAAGGACAACGACGUGACAUUGGAUUGUGAAAGAAUAAGCAAAAUGUCAUCGUUGCACGGUUUACCUCCUCUGCCGAAAAGUCUCAGCGGUUUCAAUAUCCUCGAGAACUCGCAGAGCAACGGUCAAAAACCGCCCACCCCAGUGCGGACCAGCUCCAUACGGAGCGGACAGUCCGGCCAGCAUGGUCAUCUGGCUUAUCCUGCUCAUCACAAAUCCAAUGGUGUGACGCAGCAAGACUCCUCCGGCAGGAAGACGACCAACCUGGACAGCCAACUGGCCAUUCUACGAAGGGAAAUGUUCAGCCUGAGGCAGCUGGAUCUGUCGCUGCUGACGCAGCUGUGGUCGCUGAACGAGUCCAUCCAGGAUUUCAGACAGAUACUGCAGGACCAGGAGGAUCGGGCCCUUCUACCUCCGUCGCCGUCGCCGACACCCUCGUCCGGCGACGAGGCGGACGCCGACGAGUACUACGCAACGGCGACGUCUGCCUCCUCCAGAAGUCUGAGGCCGGCGCCGCCUCCGCCGCCCGCUCGACGGCCCAGCAGUUCAUCCAACGGUUCAAAUAUUUGAAAUGUGGACUGCGACCCGGAUAGACCUGUCCAAACGUGAAUCCCAAUAUUCCAUUUAAGUGUUUCCGAAUUCAGAGCGCGUAGCCCAAAGAACAACAUUGGCGGAUCGUCUACUGAAUUUCUACGAGGCGCAGAACAUCGUUUACAUAUGUAGAUUUUGUUUUCUUGCAGGAAGACAUGUGUGUACGUGGCACGUCAAAUAGUCGAAUUAGUAUAAUAAGUUGUGAGUAGGGCUCCAUGCGAGCCAUUCAAAUUGGAUCCGUUCAAAUUAAACCCACUUAACUACUAUUUAUUUUAACCAUAAACGAUUUACAUAAUGCAUGAUGUGAAAACAACAUGGGGUGGUUUAAUUUGCUUGGAUUCAUGUUACUUUUUCUUGUGAUACAUUUCUUGCACUAAUUUUAUUUUGUUUUUGUUUUAUAUGUGUAUUUAGUGUAAAAAUUACCAUGAUGUAUACUUAAUUUAGUGUUUAAUGUGUAAUUUAAUGAUAGAAUAAAAUUGGAAAUAAUUUGCUAAUCAGGACUGAAUUAAUGUAAUAUUAAAUGAAUAAAACAUUUUAUUUCAUGAACAGAA
Aethina tumida (small hive beetle) is the source of this 2391-nucleotide messenger RNA. RefSeq lists its product as uncharacterized. The record is from RefSeq and is a predicted model, not a curated record. NCBI's taxonomy places the organism in Eukaryota, Metazoa, Arthropoda, Insecta, Coleoptera, Nitidulidae. The coding region runs from base 227 to 1819 and encodes 530 amino acids. The transcript has 4 exons.